AUUUCGGCGGAAAUUCAAGUGGAACUGUUGAAUUUUAACUUAACUUGAAAAAUUGAUGCAAUUGCAAGGCAGCUAAUUGUCGGUGUAAUGUUUCAAGAUCUGUCUCAAAUCUUUGUUCACUUCUCUCUGUCCAGUCGCAUUCAUAUUGCAGAGUUUUAUGCAUUAGAAUUCAGAAAUGGUGCGCUAUUCUUCAGCUAUAGGAGGAGCCAGGGCCAUCUCACCGGCUAGAGUGGUGUUGCUGAUUUUUAUGCUGAUUUUAGCGUUUGCUUUGAUCGCUGAUUUCUUCUGGGCUUCUUCUUCACGAUUCACUUCUUCUUAUUUCAGUAUCGACUCCAAGUGGAACUCCCAUUACCCCCUUGUCGUGCCCGGCCAACCACAGAAAAAAGGAGACCCAGCUAAAAAUAAGGAUGUUUUUCCUGAGAGAUUCUUAUCAGCGACUUUUCAAGAUUUACCAGCACCGAAUUUGACGUGGGAGAAGAUGGCGUCAGCACCAGUGCCUCGUCUAGAUGGCGCUGCAAUACAGAUAAAAAAUCUUUUAUAUGUGUUUGCUGGAUAUGGUACCUCUGAUUAUGUACAUUCUCAUGUUGAUAUCUACAAUUUCACUGAUAAUACAUGGGGAGGAAGAUUUGAUAUGCCUAAAGAAAUGGCUCAUUCACAUUUAGGAAUUGGUACAGAUGGGAGAUAUAUUUAUGUAGUUACAGGCCAAUAUGGUCCACAAUGUAGAGGGCCUACAGCCCAUACAUUUGUUCUUGAUACUGAGACAAAGCAAUGGUUGGACCUGCCGCCUUUACCCGUUCCCAGGUAUGCACCAGCAACUCAACUUUGGAGAGGUAGACUCCAUGUGAUGGGUGGCAGCAAGGAGAAUCGUCAUACACCUGCAUUGGAGCACUGGAGCCUUGCAGUUAAGGAUGGAAAACCUCUAGAAAAGGAGUGGAGGUCUGAAAUUCCUAUUCCCCAUGGAGGACCUCAUAGGGCUUGUAUUGUCGUUGAUGAUCGGCUGAUUGUUAUUGGUGGUCAAGAAGGUGAUUUUAUGGCUAAACCUGGAUCGCCUAUUUUCAAGUGCUCUCGCAGAAUCGAGGUUGUUUAUAGUGAUGUUUACAUGCUGGAUGAUGAGAUGAAGUGGAAAGUCUUGCCCCCAAUGCCAAAGCCAGUUUCCCAUAUUGAGUUUGCUUGGGUGCUUGUCAACAACUCUAUUGUCAUUGUUGGAGGCACAACAGAGAAGCAUCCUGUAACCAAAAAGAUGGUUCUUGUAGGGGAAGUGUUUCAGUUCAACUUGAAUACAUUGAAGUGGUCACUAAUCGGAAAACUUCCUUACCGUGUGAAAACCACACUAGCUGGAUUCUGGGACGGAUGGUUGUACUUCACAUCAGGGCAGAGGGACAAAGGACCAAAUGAUCCAACACCAAAGAAAAUCCUUGGAGAGAUGUGGAGAACCAAAUUAAAGUUGAAUUUGUGAUCAAGUUCUUAUUGAUUCUUUUAUCUUGGGAUAUAUCCCACCAUACUUAACGAGCAGACAACCUGUAACCAAGUCAAAACUGACAAAAUUAUUUUUGCUGUCAUUCUUUUGUACUUUUUUAAUUUCGAAGUCAUCAAUAUAUACUUUUUCUUCCCUAUGGAGUGAAAUUAGAGAGGGAAUAGAAGAUUUGCUUUGUAUUUUAGAAAACAAGAGACCUUGUAUUCAUUCAUGUGUAUAUCAAUAUUUGAUCAAACUUUCCUCCUUUGUCAGUCAA
Molecule: messenger RNA, 1730 nt
Organism: Mangifera indica (mango)
Lineage: Eukaryota; Viridiplantae; Streptophyta; Magnoliopsida; Sapindales; Anacardiaceae
Product: kelch repeat-containing protein At3g27220
Exons: 7
Coding region: 176-1456 (426 amino acids)
Molecular function (GO): protein binding
Source: RefSeq, a predicted model, not a curated record